Rotaria socialis is the source of this 1230-nucleotide messenger RNA. The record is from the annotation of a GenBank genome assembly. NCBI's taxonomy places the organism in Eukaryota, Metazoa, Rotifera, Eurotatoria, Philodinida, Philodinidae.
AUGGCGAAUACUGCUUUAUUAGCUAGUACAAGAAAACAAACAUUUAUUUCUCUUCGCGGUCUUUCACAUGAAGUUUGUGUCGCAGCUACACAAGUAGAAUAUUGGCAACAGUUAACGAAAAAUUCAAAUAUUUCAAUUACAUGCAAUGGUAACUAUGUACCAGGAGAAUUAGAAUCGAUUUGCGCUGAUGAAGACGAACCAAGACUUCAACUAGUAAUUGAAUCGCAUUAUGAAAACGAUAGAAAACAAUUUGAUGGUAUUUGUACACGUAUUCAUUAUGAUUUAAUAUCGUUUGAAAACAAUGAUCGACCUAUCUAUGAUCCGGAUAGACAUCAACUUAUAGUUUAUGGGUCGUUGUUUAAUUCUCUUCCUUCGGACAUGUUUGAUACAGAACGGUAUCUAUUGGGUCAACGCAAUUGUAAUAUAAAAAAAAUUCGAAAUUCAUUAGCUUGUUCUAUUUCGAUUGAUUCAUCAAUGGCACGACGCCAUUGUUUUAUUAUUUAUCAUGAAAAACAAACUAUCAUGGAUCUUGCAGCUAUCGAACUUCAAGCACUUGUUAGACAAGCACAAAAUCAUUAUAUAAUGUGCUAUGCAACGAAAAUUGGACGAACUUUGAUUGGUCCGAUAGAACGAAUGGAAACAAUGGAAAGUAACAUACUAUCAUCAAAUCCAGAAGAAUUUCCAUCAUAUACACCAUUUCAACCUAAUGUAAAACGAAAACGUAUGGAAGGUGAAGAACAUGCACUAGCAAAGAAUCAGCCCAUCAUCGAUUCUGAUCAAAGCGAUGAUGAAACAAUAGACAAUGACAAACGAGAACAACGUCGUGAACAAAUUGAACUUCUGCUCAAUGGCAUUUGUGAACGAAUGCUAGCUCGUACACCAAAGGACCACGUAGCAAAAGCUCGUGAAGAUUCUAGUCAAAUAAAAUCUUAUUUUCGUAAUACAAUUGUAUCGAAAACUGGUAAUAAUGAUACGGAAUUUUCAAUUGAACUAGUUGAACAUGAAAUUGAUUUACGUACACGUGGUAUAAAUGAACAUAAAUGUACGUUAGUAUUUAAUAAACAAUUAAAAGUGGGCAGUGGCAUACGCGACCGUCUAAAGCGAAGUGCAAAAGUUCGUGCUUAUGAAAAAUUAAAAACAUUCACCCGAGACGCACCAAGAGAAAAUCUAGUAUUAAAACCAACAAAAGACGGUCUUUGGAAAGUUGUUAUGAAACCUUUGGACAAUUAA